AUGCCGCCCCCCUCCUCCGCGGAACGCCUCGCCGCCCACUGGGUCGCUGAUGCCCUCGCUGCCGAUGAGGCCAUCGAUUUCUCCGUAAUAAAGAGUAAGCUACAAGCCUUGAUCGCAUCGGUUCUCCUUCACUCCUUCGUUCUCUCACCUAGGGUUCCUGAUGCUCCGCCAGCGCUGGUGGACCUCUCGCCUGAGUACCUCAUCGGCGCCCCAGAUUCCGUGCGGGAGCGGCUAGCGCUCCGGGGCGUCGAGGAGCUUGCAACCUUCGCAGAUGUCGACGAAGGUGGUGCUGCGGUGGCGCCACCGCCUUCCAAGAUUCUUAGGGUUGAUGCCGUCCGCUCUUGCGAGGACUUGCUGGUUGAGCUCACCGGGCAGGUUGGAAGCUCUGUAAUUCGGGAUAUAAUUCUGCCUUUUAGACAAGAUAUUCAAAACUUUAUUUGUAUCAAGAAACCUACACUACCAGAAUCUUCUUUGGAAUUGCUCAGAGAAGUGGACCCAGAGAUCCAAUCUAUGGCUGCAUCAUCAUCAGUGGAGCAGAAUGGUAUCAAGAAACACGACAAUCAUCAAUCCUUAUGCAAUGUCCACCAUCUUAACUCAAAUAUUGAUACACCUAGGCCCCCUAUUGCCAGUACUGAGCUUCAGCCUGGGAAUUUAACAAAUUUAGUCAACAACCUUGAAAAAGACAGAAGGUUCUACAAUCAACCACGGGAAUAUGCUAUAAAUGCUGCUAGUGUUGGCACAAGGGCUUUAGAAAAGGAUCCUUCUAAUGUGGACAGUAACAUGUCAGGUUCUUCUACUAGCUGCAAUGCGACUUUGCAGGGAAACAUUGCAGAACCCUUAUCAAAGAAGAGUAUGGUAGAUGAAACUACUGUGGUUCAAGCACAACCUUGUAAAGGAAAAUCACCAAAUCCACCAGAUUAUAAUAAUGUGAUAAAGAGACCAAAUGAUGAUGGCAUCACUUAUCAAUCAUCGAAGGAUCCCAGACAUGAAAGCAAAAGCUUGCAGGCUACGAUGACUCCAGCUUUUGACAGAAGCAAUGAUGUUUUACCAACCAAUAUACCUGAAGCAAGCGACUUGCCUGAGCCUAUUGCUACAGAGGAUAUAACAAUGGUUCAACAGCUGCAUAGCUGCAAAACUCACCUCAAUCAUCUGCAGCAUGACAGUGGUCAGAAGGUAAACCAAGACCUGGAUGGCACCGUCAGCAUUCAGCCUGUUGAAAAGUAUUCCAUUCAUGAGGAAUCAACUCUGCGGGCUACUAGCGUUAUACCCUCUGUAAGCUGCAAUGGUGCUAUGCAAGAAGACAAAUCUAAAACCAACUAUCCAUCAGGCAAUAGUACUGAACAUCCUGCAAUUUUUGAAGAGCAGAACUGUGACAAGUCUCAACUGGAAGUUAGUAGUACCGACAAAAACAAACACUCUCUGCAUGAUGAUGCCACCAUGUUGGGAAAGAACAAGGUCGUCUGUGGUGGUCUGAAUGUGCAGGGUGCUCCAGAGUCUCAUAGCUGCAAUCUAAUUUUGCAUGAUAAGAUUUCAGAAGCCCACUGUUUAUCUGAUCAGAACAUUGGAAAGAGCACAAAUGACAUCCAGAAACUUUCAAUCUCUUGUCAGGAUGGAUACAGAAAAACAGCAAAACAAGAUUCAAACAAGCAAACCAUUGGGAAAACUGCUGCAGAAACAUCACAUGCCCAUUCCUCAGAUGAUAGUAUCAGUGGAUUUGCUGCUGCUUGUCUGCUGUCAAUGAGUGGCAAAAUUCCAGUAUGCAGCCAGGAUCAAGAAACCAAUGAUUCCCUCAGGGUCUCACCAGAACAAGAUUUAUGCAGAAAAUGUGGAAAAGGUGGCCAGCUGCUUCAAUGUAGCAGCUGCUUGUUAUCUGCUCAUGACAGCUGUUUUGGUUCAUCAUUGACAUUUGAAGACCCUGGACAGUUAUAUUGCCCAGUAUGCAUCUGUGCUAAAGCCACUGAAGAAUACAAAAAAGCAAAGAAAUCAUAUAUUGAAGCUAGGAAGAGCCUAUCUGCUUUCCUUGGUGCAGAGCAAUUGCUCAAGCAACACGAGCAGCAAACUAGACUGCUUCCAAGAGCCGUCUACAGCGAGGGCCAAUUGAAUGGACAUAAUAACUCAUCAAAAAAGCAAACUAGCGUCAGUGAAACCACAGUUGAUGACCUUGCUCAUCAGGGUGAAGAGUCUAAUCGGCAGCGGAAGAAACAGAAAAUAAAUGUUACAAGUGAUGCUUGUAAUGAGGUAGUCAUUGAAAAGGCAUCUUCUGUUGGGAAUUCUGAUGUGGCACCCAUGAAUGCUUCUGUGCUCCAGAACAAAAGCAAUCAACUUCAGGAUGCAGAACAAGACCAUGUGGAAAACACAGAGGCUCAUGAGGGAAGUUCAUCUCAGAACAGAUGCAGUCCUGCGGCAAAUCCAGAAGUUGAGACUGACAAAGAGGAUGGCCCCACACAUUCUCAUAACCAGUCUAAAGACUGA
This is a messenger RNA of Miscanthus lutarioriparius, 2472 nucleotides long. The record is from the annotation of a GenBank genome assembly. NCBI's taxonomy places the organism in Eukaryota, Viridiplantae, Streptophyta, Magnoliopsida, Poales, Poaceae.